CUCGCGACUCCCAUUCUCGGUCGCGCAGUGUUUUCGAGUUGGCGCGCAAGUCGACUCUUCGAGGCUGUUGUCGGAGUAAAACGACACGAAAUCGUGGAAAUCAAUUUGGAAGCUUGCGAAACGCUUGACGUUGGUGUGAAGUUUCGGGGAAACGCUUGAAGAGAAAUUAAUAUUUGGAGUCGAAGGAGACGAGUACUCGAGUUUGCUUUCUUUCCGGUGUCUGCGAGACAUUUGCAAAGUAAAUUGGCUCGAGACAAGCGUGAGAGAUACGAGAGAGAAACAGGAAAAUGAAAACGCGGACCAUUGGCCAGAUAACAGCCGAGUGAUAAAUCAAAGCAGAAGUGUAGAAUUAAUUCCAUCAAGUUCUCGUUUAAACUGAUAGUAACAGAGGCGAAUGAACUGAAGAGAAUGAACAACGAAUCGAAGAACGAAUAAUUGAAACUGUAAAAAAAAGUGAAAAAACUGUUCACGGUCGAUUGAUCGUUGUUACAAUUUUAUAAUACUAAUUGUAAAUUGUGUCGUUCGAGGUAGAUUGGAAAGUUAUCAACAUACAUCUAAUCUGUCUCUCGACGUAAUAACGGGAGUAAAAAUUGAUAAUUCCUAAUCUACUCGUAUUGAGAUUUACCAAUAAAAGUAUCAUUACAUAAUCAAUGGUGACGCAUUAUUCCAAUUCAGUCCGCAAAAAUUGACAAGUCCCGUCGAGACAGGCAAGUGUGCUCGAAAGCUCGUUAGAAGCUUUCUUCUUAGAAAAUAAAAGGUCAUGGGACACGAAUUAGAGCGACUCGUGAUUAGAUACAUUAACGUUAGUCGUAUUAAAGGAACUCAAUAGUACGCUAAUCGAGGCUGAAAGUCCGCGAGAAUCGAUUUAUCGAAUCACCUCGACACAAAUGAAAAGAUCCAAGUGAAGUAUACUUGCGAAACCGAAACAGUGGCUUCGAAUCUGCACGAAUUCUCCAAGAAUUUCUUCCUCCGAGUCUCGCUGGAAAUUGUACAGUCCGUCGAAACGAACGAGCGCAACACGCUCAGCGUAAGCAAAUAAACUCUGCGCUUAUACAAAGAAUAAAUAAAUAAGAUCUGCAUGACACCCAGUGGAUAAUACAGAAGCAAGAUACAAGGAGGCGAAGUAUCAUUCAGUGGGUCAGACAGAUCAGUAGGUCGCCAUGUAUCAAAGAGUGGUGUUGUUAAGCCUGCCGAGGACCGAAUCCAUCGACAUUCAGUUCGCCGAUCUGACUUGCGAGGUGAGAGUUGGCUUCAGGGGCCCGUUGAAGAAAAUCCUGAACAACGUCAGCGGAACGUUCAAAACCGGACAGCUGUCCGCCAUAAUGGGGCCGUCCGGCGCGGGGAAAUCCACGUUGCUGAACAUCCUGACAGGAUUCCAGAGGGACAAGUGGACAGGGAAGAUCGAGUACAUCGGCAACAGGAGGAAGCACAGCUGGAAAGAGUACAGGAAACAGUCGUGUUACAUACAACAGAACGACUGUCUGCUGUCGCUGUUCACCGUGUGGGAGAUGAUGUGGAUGGCCGCGAAUCUGAAAAUCGGCGAGAGCCUCAGCCGAAAGUCCAAGGAGAUGCUGAUCGUCGAGAUGCUGGAGAAUUUGGAUCUGAGCAAAACGAAGGAGACGAAGUGCGGCCGAUUGAGCGGCGGUCAAAAGAAGAGGAUGAGUAUCGCUCUCGAGCUGUUGGACAAUCCGCCGGUGAUGUUUCUGGACGAGCCGACCACCGGCCUCGACUCACUCUCCUCCUACCAGUGCAUCAAACUGCUGCGAGGCUUGGCCAGGUCUGGCAGAACGAUCAUCUGCACGAUCCAUCAGCCAAGCGCGGCCAUUUACGAGAUGUUCGACAACGUGUACCUGUUGGCCGAGGGCAGGUGCAUGUACGAAGGAGCCACGGCCAACACGAUAGCGUACUUUGCCAGCGUCGGGCUCCACUGUCCCAAGUACCACAACCCGGCCGACUACAUGAUCGAGGUGGUGAGCAAGGAGUACGGCGAUUUUAACGAUCAGCUGGUCAAGCUGACCAAUAACAAGAAGAAAUCGUGGCGGUUGGACACCUCCGGGUAUCUAACCAACAACAAUUCCAUCGACGAGAGCAAAGUUGGCGUGCUCAUUUGUCCACCUUCCGAGUUCCAGAGGUUCAUCGUGCUGAUACAUCGUUUCGUGAGCCUGCUUGCCAGAGACUGGACCGUCACCCACCUGAAGAUCGCCAGUCAUCUUUCGAUUGGCGUGAUAUUGGGCCUGUUGUACACGAACGCGGGCAACGACGGCAGCAAGUCCUUCAGCAACGUUGGAUUCCUGCUGAUCACAUCCGUCUAUCUCAGUUACACGGCCAUGAUGCCGGCGGUGUUCAAGUUCCCCGCGGAGAUCGAGAUAUUGAAGAAGGAGCGAUUCAACAAUUGGUACCAGUUAAGGACUUACUUCGUCGCGUCGUUCGUGUGCAACUUACCUGUACAGAUGCUGAUGGCCUUUGCUCACAUCUCCGUUUCGUAUUUUCUUAGCGGGCAGCCCAUGGACGUCAACAGGUACUUUAUGUUCCUGUUGGUUGCUAUUCUAACGACACUGGUGUCGGAAAGCAUCGGCCUUUUUAUCGGCGUUCUGACCAACCCCACCAACGGAACGUUCCUCGGUGCCAUUAUACUCUGCGGAAUGCUGAGCCUGUCCGGCUUUUUGGCACUUUUCAAGUACAUUCCGCGCGUUUUGUAUUACAGCAGUUACAUUAGCUACGUGAAAUACUCGUUGCACGGUUUCUUUCAAGCGCUUUACGGCUACAACCGCGAGAAGACGUCCUGCUCGCAAAUGUAUUGCCAUUACAAAAUGCCCAAAACGUUGAUGAUGGAAAUGUCGAUGACGGAUGGGAACUACUGGAUAGACAUCCUCUAUUUGUUCUGCUACUACGUGCUCUUCAGAAUCGCUGUCUACUUUUCGCUCAAGAGGAAACUCUCCAAGGCGUGAGGGAAUCCCUUGACGCGCGCGAACUUCCCUUAAGUUUACGAACAAGGACGACUGACUAUUUUUUUUUUCUUUUUUUUUUUUAUUGUGACGAAGCGGUUAAUAAUUCAACGAAUACGAAUGUAUCUUUCGCAAAAUGACAAAUUAUUUAUGUACGUGCAAAAAUAUUCGUAUGCUUCUGCAAUUAUCAACUCUGAACGAAAUACGUCUCUGUCAAUAAUUUCUAGAUUGCUGAUUUCCAUGCAAAUUUGUACUUUUGAAAGUAUAAUGAAAAAAAAAAAAAAAAAAAAUAGGAAAUUAUCUUGGUUAUUAUACUUUGGAUAUGUAUAUCAUGUUUCUCCAUGUUAUGUAAUAUAAAUAUAACAUUCUCUGCGAGCGUAUUAAUCGUAAUUCAAUAUGUAUCAUCGUUGAAAAGAAUUUCGAAAGUCUCGACGAUCAGAGAGGUACGAAUAUUUUUGUGACUCGCUGUAUUUUGCAUUUCGUUUGAAAUAAGCCGAAUAUUUAUGACAAUAGCUGGUUCAGUUUAGGAAUUCAAAUUUAUGAUAUCACUAGAGAGUAUAUCUUAUGAAUUAAUGUAUCGUUGAAAGCGUUUCAAGCCUCAAAAAAGUGCCGAGUGACUAUGUAAGUAGAAACGAGUGUAUUCGAACGAUAUUUCCUUGACAUUUUCGCUCAGAACAUUGAUUAAAAUACUAAAAUACUACUCGAAUUAUUUAUAGAUAUUUCUUCUCUGAUUAAACAUUGCGGUUCCCUCUCAUUAUCAUUUAAUUAUUACAUGACAUGGAUACGAAAGUCAAAAACAUCAUAAAUUUAAUAGUAUUCAGCUGCGUAUAAAAAUUGAAACAGACGAUUUAUGCGUGUGGUUCUUGAUCUUGAUGGCGUGAGAGGAAAAAAAAAAAAAAAAGAGAGAAAUCGCGGGAACUCAGUCUUCCUGAAAACGUUUAAAACUUGUAUUACAAACCUCAGCAGAUUCUCGACAUUUUCAUAUCUCGUUAAUCAGCUUGUGAUUGAACAACGAGUGUUUCUCGUAGUGUUCUCGACGGUUAAAAGUCUUAACGUAUCUACACUAUGUAUAUGCUCUUGUAUUUAUAUGCAUAAGUAGGCGGCUAGUUAUUAGAACUUAAAAACUUAAAAACGAAUAAAGUGACAAAA
This is a messenger RNA of Frieseomelitta varia, 4094 nucleotides long. RefSeq names its product ATP-binding cassette sub-family G member 4-like. Bases 1161 to 2948 code for a protein of 595 amino acids. The record is from RefSeq and is a predicted model, not a curated record. NCBI's taxonomy places the organism in Eukaryota, Metazoa, Arthropoda, Insecta, Hymenoptera, Apidae. Gene Ontology annotation, molecular function: ATP hydrolysis activity; ABC-type transporter activity; ATP binding. The transcript has 2 exons. Gene Ontology annotation, cellular component: plasma membrane.